Molecule: messenger RNA, 1206 nt
Organism: Lathyrus oleraceus (garden pea)
Lineage: Eukaryota; Viridiplantae; Streptophyta; Magnoliopsida; Fabales; Fabaceae
Exons: 3
Coding region: 209-721 (170 amino acids)
Biological process (GO): regulation of lipid metabolic process
Cellular component (GO): mitochondrion
Source: RefSeq, a predicted model, not a curated record
UUUAAUGGGACACAUACUCAUUCGACAUCAUCGCGCUUGUUGAGCAAGAAAAUACCAUCGCCAAGCCUCACACCAACGCAUCACAACACCGGAAAACGAAACUCGAAUCACUUUACUCUAUUACGUUGCAAAUCAUUCAAUAAACAAAGCAAAAAAAUAAGUCAUUUUCGUGAACAACAGUGACCGAAGUGUGUAGAGAGUUUGAGAAAUGGCAGUACUCCCACUAGUAAAGCUAGGAACACUAGCUUUGAAAACCGCUUGCAAACCCAUCGCCAAUAGGCUCAAAAAAGAAGCUGGAUACCACCCUAAGUUCCGCAAUUUCAUCAUCAGCAUUGCACAGACCAAUCACAGGUUUACCACAAGAAUUCAGAGACGCAUUUAUGGUCAAGCUACUGAUGUUGCCAUUCGUCCUCUCAAUGAAGAGAAAGCUGUCCAAGCUGCUGCUGAUCUCCUUGGAGAAUUCUUUGUUUUCACUGUUGCAGGAGCUGCUGUAAUCUUUGAGGUGCAAAGAAGUUCUAGAUCAGAGGCAAGAAAGGAAGAACUACGCAGACGUGAAAUACAGGCAAUUAAGACUAGAAGUGAAGAGUUGGGCAUGGAAAUUGAAGUUCUUGCACAAAAACUUGAAGAGCUGGAACAACUUGCUAGAGGACGGGGACUUGCCGGAGUUCUUAACUUCAGGCACGCCAAUGCUGGUGAAGAUAAAAAAUCAAAAUCCACUUGAUUGUCUCACUUGUUAAGCAUUGCACACAGAUUUUGAUAGAAUGCUUUAUAAGUUUAUUUAUCUGGUUUGGAAAGAAAUGGAACUGAUAUUAAAAAUGUUCUAACUUCUAAGAGAGACAUAAUAUAUAAGAAGGUAUAAAAACAUAUCUAAAAGAUUCAUUUUUAGAUGUGGUGAGGGGCACUGAGGAUUGGUCUUAAAUGCACAUAUCCUCAAAUUUGUCAAUGUGCUCUUCCUAAAAAGUUUCUUUCUGAAUAAUAAUGGCAUGUUAGGUUUCACAUUGGAAAAAACUACAAGAGAGUAAAACUUUCAUGAUAGAAGCCAACCACAUUUCUCAAGCCUCCGGAUAAUCACAUUUCCCUCAUCUAAAGUUUUGUUAGUCAAUCACUUGCUACUCUUCACAUUUGUCAAAUGAUUGGCAGAAAAUAAGUCCCUUGUAAUUUUGUAAUAAUCAGAUUUAAUAUAGUUUCCUUGGCUUGGCUUUUCAA